AUGUGGAAGUGGAUGAAUGCAUUUAUUACAAAAAUGAACGAGGAUAAUAGUAGUGGACUUGCUCAGGAGCUAUGCCAAACAAUGAAAGAACAAGGACAAACAGGUAAAGAGGACGAGGAAAAAGUAUGUGAGUUCAUUUUGAAAAAUUUGCUAAAAGUAGAAGGAAUUGGUGCAGGUCAAUGUGAAAAAGGAAAAAAUGUGGACGAAGAAAUGAAAAGAUAUGUUGAAUGCGCAGUGAUGAAAAUAUGGUCAACGCUGUACCUACGUGAUCACUGUGAUAAGGGGAAUGUUGUGUGGAAUGCUUUUGGUGAAAUGAAAAGAUUAAAUGAGAAUUUUGAUGCAGAAGGGAAGUGUAAAAAAUGCGAUUAUAGUGAAGUAUUGGAACAAAUGAUGGUAAUAAAGGAAAUACCAAUGUUAGCAAUUAUUCUUCAUAUGAUACAGAAGAAUACAGAAGUUAUGAAAUUAAUAAAUAGUGGAAAAUCAAAACAAGCAUGUAAAGAACAAGGAGUUAAUGGGUGGGUAGUGGAUUUCUUGAACAAUAAUGGUACAAUGAUUACGGAGACUUCAGGGUCAACAGGAAAGGAAGCGGUGGAUGAUGGUGCACGUAGUGCAGAUAGUGGCAAAAGUAGUGGAACUGGCAAAGAUUCUCAAGGUGGGGCGAGAGACAUUAUACUAACACUCGGUGGGGGAAAAGGACUAAGAAUAUCGUAUGCUCCAAGUAAAGGGCCCAGUGAAGAUGCUGUAGUUCUGCACUUCAAUGGAGUGGGACCUCCUGCAACAGUCCAACAUGUCCCAGCCAGUUCAUCAUCACCCUCAAAAAAUGACUGCAAGCAGAAUGAAUUAUGUCCGCGUGUAAAAUGUGUAACAGAGAAAUGGUUCCCACACAGGCACCGAAAUCCAAAUGACCAGAAUGACUGGGAUACAUUGUGGAAUAAUGACGUCAAAGAGAAAUUAUUGAAGGACCUGUCUGAAGCUAUGAUCAAGAACGGUGCAACUGAUAAUGACGUGUGUAUUAGCAUGCAGGGGGCAAACAAGCAAGCAUGUAAUUAUAUUAUUAAAGGGUUAAAACAUAUAUAUGGAAUUGAAAAGGGGAAGGACAGCAGCAAACCACAGAAGGUUCUGGACGACCAAAUAUUCCAUCGAACUAUGUCAUGCCUCCUCCUAAACGCUUAUGCAGAUAAAUUGAAAGAAGAAGCGCAAAAAAAAAUACCUAAAUGUGAUGUAAAGGAUGGCAUAGAUCACGCUUUCAGGGAGAGCGCAGAAAUUAAAAAAACAGCAUGUAUCGAUGGUACAUGUCAUUUAUGCCAGCAGGAAGACUUUAAGAACUGUACAAUAGGCAAUAAUGAAAACGUAUGGAAUAAAGUAAAUGAAAUGCUCAAAGAGAAGAGUGACAAAAUACAAGAAACACUAGCUAACAUAUGUCCAAAACCAUCUCCACCCUCCAAACCCAACACUUCCACAUCAAUAAGUACCAAGGAUUGUAAGGACGGUAAUAAAAAUUGCUUAGAUGAGAAGGUCGGCCAAAUGUUCCAACGUCGAUGGAAUGCAAAUAACGACCAAGUGUAUGGUCUAUUUCAAGAAUUCAACAGGGAACUAAGUGAAGACGAUGAGAAGGGUGGUUUUACCUCCGUUUGCGACGACAUUGUAGGAGGUCAGGGCGUAAACAUGAAUAACUUACCUAGGUGCUUCUGUAAAAUUCUUAUAAGGAAUUUAGUUAAAGUAACAAAUAACGACAGCACGUAUACAAUCAAUGGUAAGGAGAAAAAAGUGAGUGACAUGAAGCCGGGUGCGGCAUGUGAUUUAUUAAACUUAUGGUUAUUCUUAUAUGGGUCAAUAUAUAAUGUAAGCGAAGAAGAUGUUAAAUAUGCAUUCAAGGCAAUAACUAAUUUAAACGAGGAAUUUGAUCGAAAUAAAUAUGAGAAUUGUGUAUAUACUGGAAAAUUUUCAGUGAACCAAACAGAGGAAGGUGUUGGUUUUAAGGAUAUCACUACGUGGUUUAUGAAUCAUGACAUUAAAAACAAAAUGUGGAAAAUAAAUAAAGGAACUGCGUGCGAAGGAAAAGACGGAAAGGGCAGUCGACAUAGUGCAAUCGAAGGGAAGGUUAUAAAAGAAAUAAGUAACGACUUGAAAACCAAAGCAGAGGCGGUUGCUAAACAAAUAAAGGAAGGGAUUCCCAUAGUUAAAGAAAUCGAGAGGAAAAUAAAGGAAGAAUGCGCAAAAUCAGGAAUUGGGGAAGAUGAAAAAGAGGAGUGGGAAGAAGCAGUAAUACAAUUUAACAAUAUUCCAAAUAAUACGGAUGAUAAGGAUGAGUUUGAAAAGAUAAAAAAUUUAUCAGCUUGGUGUGAUAUGGAGAUUAGUGAAAAUGGAGUAAGUAUGGAAAAAUAUAAAGACUUCUGUAAGACGCUUGUAAAGAACAUUUUAUUUGUAAGAAAAAAUAAAUAUGACUGCGAAGCAAAGAGGGGCCAAAUAGGAAGUAAACCAUGUGUAAAAAUGUGUGAUUUAUUAAAUAUAUGGUUACUAGGACUAAGGGAUAGUUGUAUACCGAUGGAAGCUGUUAAACUUAUUUUCCAAGUAGUGGAAGCAUGGGAAGAGGAAUUUGAUUCGGAAAAGAAAGGAACAAUGUGUGUAUAUAAUAGAAUUAGUAAUUUAUAUAGAUGUGGGGAAGAAAUGUUAAGCAAAAUUCAGACGUGGAUGCAGGGAGGCCAACAUAGAAAACAUUUCGGUCACAGCCCUAUUGAUCGUUGGUGUAAAGGAGGAGUAACGAGUAUUAAUUGGAAGCAAGUGAAAAUAAAGAAUAAGAAGGUUAAAGAAGAAUUAAGUAAUGAAGGGAAACAAUAUUUUGAGAAAGUGGAAGAAAUAAAAACAACGAAUAGUGCUGUGUUGGAUCAAAUAAAGGAGAUAAUGGAAACAUCCUCACCACCAACUCCCCCAUCAGAACCAGCAAGGUCAGCAUCAUCAUCAACACCAAAAACAGUAAGUAGAAUGGAUGAGGUUCCCCCAGAUAGGUCAACUGUACCAAGUGAAGGUGUAAGUGGUCCUAAAGGAGACAAAGGUGAUCCAGGUGUCGUACCUGCUGCCUCCGGUGUCCCAGGUGCCCCUUCUGGUAGAGGUGGUGCUGGUCAAGGUGCAACCUAA
Plasmodium coatneyi is the source of this 3135-nucleotide messenger RNA. RefSeq names its product SICA antigen. The transcript has 7 exons. The coding region runs from base 1 to 3135 and encodes 1044 amino acids. The record is from RefSeq and is a predicted model, not a curated record. NCBI's taxonomy places the organism in Eukaryota, Apicomplexa, Aconoidasida, Haemosporida, Plasmodiidae.